Molecule: messenger RNA, 3464 nt
Organism: Colletotrichum phormii
Lineage: Eukaryota; Fungi; Ascomycota; Sordariomycetes; Glomerellales; Glomerellaceae
Exons: 1
Coding region: 479-3244 (921 amino acids)
Biological process (GO): protein K48-linked deubiquitination
Cellular component (GO): cytosol; cell periphery
Molecular function (GO): cysteine-type carboxypeptidase activity; cysteine-type deubiquitinase activity; K48-linked deubiquitinase activity
Source: RefSeq, a predicted model, not a curated record
CUGCUUGCUGCUGCAACUGCUGUGUUCCAAAACUUUGGCAACCUCCAGACAUUUGGCUUCAUCUUUUUUCGGCAGCCUGUCAUUCACAGCAUUUCGGAACACUCCGGGCUCCAAGAGCCUGUCGCUUGAUCACCUAUUACACCAAACGGUUUCCAGGAUUGCCGUUGGUGGAUUGUCUCUAGUUGGCUGCUGAUCGCUUCCAGUGCAAUAAUUGAGAGGUUUCUAUUCACAGCCCACUACGAAUGACGACACCUCCUGAAGCUUCAAUCUCACCCUCACCCACGCUCUCGUCCUCGCCCAGCCGCUUGCCGAACAUCCUCAACCACACUUGCAGCUCUCCCAGCCGCAACAUUUCCUCCAAACCGAAAGUAUUCUGAUCUCGCGUUGCUACUCUUUGCUUGGGACAAGCGACAGCCGCCCUCACGAACCCAUUCUACCAACAAACCCCCCAGUCCGAGACCUCGGGACCCUCGUCGACAUGGUUACCCGCAAGCCCGUCCCCAACGAGCCCUACCUCGACACCAACGCUGCUCCGCGAGUUGAAGACAUGAGAAAGGAGCUCUGGGGCGCAACCGAUUCCCCUUCCGACGUAGAUAGUGUUUGGGACGACGCUUCUCAGCAAAAAGGCGCUGCUGCUCUUAGCCAACAAACGAUACCCCAAGAUAUUCCCGAACCUUUGAAGCCCGGCGGGGUUGCGGCACAGGGCCCCGAGAUGGGCAACGGAGUAUGGAACGACGCUGACGGCCACCAAUCUCAAACCGUCGGCGAGACAAGAGGUGAUCCCAACGAUGUCCCGCUGGUAUUACGACCAGGAGCGCCCCCUUCACGAUCCGACACAAAUCCGUUCAAACGCAAAGACGUCCGCGACGACUCCAAUCCAACAUCGCCGCCCAUCAACGGUACCCCGACGAUGCCUCCGGCGCAACCACUCUCGCAAAUGAGCACCGGCGAGAUCAGUAAUAAUCCAUGGCAGCCUGCCCUCGACCAACAAGCUCAGAGAGCUGCCGCCGCCAGCGCCCAGCAGUCUCUACGGACUCAGAACAGUGGAGAGUCUGAGCGCGAUGCAUGGGCUGCAACCCAAGAGCCAAAACUGCCCGCUAUCUCGACAUCUCCAGCACUGCUAUCGCUCCCCUCAGAACCUACCUCACCGGCGUGGGAUGACUUGCCGGAGAAUCAGAGUAAGAAACCAGUUGAUUUGCCAGCAGCAUCGAUCCCCAGCGAUGCAAUUGCGGACCAGAAUGCCUGGGACGAUGUAGGCGGACUGAACAAGGGCAAGGGAAAGGCCCCCGCCCCCGCUCCCGUUGUCCCUCCUCCCACAGUCGAAGACGGCCCCAUGGACGAUUGGAACCUCAUCGACGUCGAGCCGCCUGCUGGCCCACCACCCGGCAGAUCGCCAGCGCCAGAUCAAAGCCGCGACAGGCCUGAUCAGGUCUCUGACGACAAGGUGGCGCCAGCAUUGCCUCCGCGGAACGGUGACGAAGAGCAACCUCCGCGCCAGCCACCGCGUCCUGUGGACGGCAAGGCCGAAACAUAUCAGAUCAAGAACGUCCGUUGGCACGACCACAGCGCCGACAAGAACCCGCGAGUUUCGCCGAUCCUCGUCCAGAAUGCCAACGGCCCUUGCCCGCUUCUUGCUUUAGUCAACGCGCUCACACUUACAACCCCGCCAUCUCUAUCAGAGACGGCCUUGAUAGAGGUCCUCCGCUCCCGAGAGCAAAUCAGUCUCGGGUAUUUACUAGAUGCGGUCGUCGAUGAGCUAAUGAGGCGAACACAAGAAGCUUUGCCUGAUGUUUCCCAGUUGUACGACUUCUUGAAGGAUCUUCAUACGGGAAUGAACGUAAAUCCACGUUUCGUUCCCACCCCCGAAAUCAUCAAGGCCUUCAAGCGCACUUCCUUGACUCACUUACACCCGACCGAACGCGACGAUUUGAUCCCUGGAACUUUCGAAGACACCAGAGAGAUGACGCUGUACGCUGCUUUUGCUAUUCCGCUUAUCCAUGGGUGGCUGCCCACUAAGAAUGAUCCGGCCUACCCUGCUUUUGAGCGCCAGGCGGCCUCGUUUGAAGACGUGCAAACGCUCCUGUUCCGAGAUGAGGAGCUGCAGGAAAAAUUGGGGUCAUUGACGGAAGAGGAGGAGCGGAUAUACUCAGACAUACAGUCGAUAAAGGCGUUUUUGGAGACUUCGGCUACGCAGUUGACGCCGUCUGGACUGGAGGUUAUCACAAAGGCCAUGAAACCUGGCUCUUUCGCCAUUCUCUUUAGGAACGAUCACUUUUCAACCCUGUACCGGCACCCAGCGACACAGCAGCUGUUGGUGCUUGUCACCGACGCAGGAUACGCCACCCACGACGAGAUUGUUUGGGAAUCCCUAGCCGACGUGAAUGGCGAACGUACGGAAUACUAUUCUGGUGAUUUCAGGAUCGUGGGCGGGGAGCAGCCGCAAGGCAACUCCCGGGGACAACCUACUAUGAGGAACAAUGCCCAAAACCGACCGAGAAUCGAUACGAGUAGCGCCAACGAGGGAGGCUGGACUACUGUGCCCGGCCGCGGCCGCAACAAGCACCUUGAGGCACCAGCACAAGGUGACGAGAUGCCCCUGUCGCCGAAUCACGAGCAGGAGGAUCGAGAUCUUGCCCUGGCGCUUCAGCUGCAAGAAGAGGAGGAACAACGCCAUCGUGCAGAGCAGUCGGCUCGUCGGCGCGAGAGCCAGCUUAGCGAGCAGUACAUUGAGCAACAAGCCCGACUGCAACAAGGGCCCACGACAAGACGUGCAGCCGACAGGCAGGCUGCCCGAACUGGCACUGGCGCACGUAGUAGCAGCAAUGGCAACUCGACGGCCUCUCGCGGUAGCCGCCGGAACUCGAGCACCAACGUCAGCAGCGCAGCGGUACCGCCCACGUCGGGUCGGCAGCCAGGACAGCCGCCUCAGAUGGUGCGACCGUUGGUUCCGCCGACGGUUCCUGCGCGUCGACAAGGUGUGAACCGGCCGGCUGACGAAGGCAUGGACGAUGCCCCACCGACGUAUGAGCAGGCGCAGGCGGCUGCCAAGUACGAGCCACCUCCUGGGCACCCUCACCAUCAUGCGAGCAGUCCCGUCAAUCGGCAAGGGAACGGUGCUGGGCCGUCAUUCCCGCUGUCGCCUUCGCGGCCGGGGAUGAGCGGCGGUCGUGGGCGCGUGCUGGGUCCCGGCGGAGUGGUAGGAAGUUCGCAAGGAGGAAGGGAAAGGGAUUGCAUCGUCAUGUGAGCGAAGGCAGAUCCGGUACUUUCUGAUGAUUUGGGCGUUUUCGUGUCAUUUGAAUUAUUGCGCAAGGCAUGGACAGACGAAGACUCUGACAAGCAGAGUUGGAAGAGCUUUUUGCUGUACAAACAUUUCCUCUCAGCGGGCGGCGUUGGAAAUAGUGGCUUUAUAGGAUCGGUAGCUGAUGAAUGGAAGAAGACGCAUGAUCAUGUGGCUUACGUUGGAA